This is a messenger RNA of Iphiclides podalirius (scarce swallowtail), 1563 nucleotides long. The record is from the annotation of a GenBank genome assembly. Lineage: Eukaryota; Metazoa; Arthropoda; Insecta; Lepidoptera; Papilionidae.
AUGGUGUCCCGGACUCGAGGCGCCCACGUGCUGGUCUGGGAGCAGCCCGGCCUGGAAGACCAGCGCCCGAAGGCGUACAGCGGCGGCCUCGGCACCCGGCACUGGGUGACGUUCAUGCUGUUCCUGGGAAUGGCGAACGCGUACAUCAUGAGGACCAACAUGUCCGUGGCGAUCGUCGCCAUGGUAAACCACACGGCUCUGCCCGUGGACAAGGAAGCGAUCGACACGGAGUGUGGGAAUGUCGACCCUAACAAGACCAGCGUGGCUUCAACGCAAGACGGCUCGUUCGUUUGGAGCUCAACCCUGCAGGGCUACAUCCUUUCGUCCUUUUUCUACGGUUACGUCCUCACGCAAAUUCCAUUCGGUAUUCUGUCUAAAAGAUUUGGAGCCCGGCUGUUCCUCGGCGUGGGCAUGUUGAUAAACUCGGUCUUCGGACUCCUAGUGCCAGUGGCCGCCGAGGCUGGAGUCGGCUGGCUCAUAUUGGUGCGCUUCAUUCAGGGCCUGGGCGAGGGACCAAUUGUGCCAUGCUCGCACGCUAUGUUGGCAAAAUGGAUUCCGCCUAACGAGAGAAGUCGGAUGGGAGCAGCUGUAUAUGCCGGCGCGCAGUUCGGCACGGUGAUCUCGAUGCCCCUCUCGGGGCUGCUCUCCGCGUACGGCUUCGCCGGCGGCUGGCCCUCCAUCUUCUACGUGUUCGGUCUCAUCGGCACCGUGUGGUGCGUCGCCUUUCUGCUGCUGGUCUCCGAGGACCCCGAGGUGUGCCCCCGCAUCAAGGAGGCCGAGAAGAAGUACAUCCUCAGCUCGCUCUGGGGCGCCGCCGGUUCCAGCUCGCCUCCUAUUCCUUGGAGCAAGAUCCUGACCUCGAUGCCCUUCUGGGCCAUCAUGUUGGCCCACAUGGGCCAGAACUACGGGUACGAGACUUUGAUGACCGAGCUGCCGACCUUCAUGCGCCAAGUUCUCCACUUCUCCAUCAAGGACAACGGAUUCGUCUCCGCCCUGCCCUACCUCUGCAUGUGGCUGUUCUCCAUGUUCAUAUCGGUGGUGGCGGACUGGAUGCUGUCCAGCGGCCGCUUCAACCACACCCAGGUGCGGAAGAUCAUCAACAGCAUCGGCGAAUACGGGCCUGCCAUUGGCCUGUUCAUCGCGGCCAACACCGGCUGCGACCCCGCCGCGACGGUCGCCAUCUUGGCUGUCGGCGUCGGCCUCAACGGUGGUAUCUACUCGGGUUUCAAGGUGAAUCACUUGGACAUAUCGCCCCGUUUCGCUGGUAUACUGAUGGCGUUCACCAACUGCCUCGCCAACCUGACAGGACUGCUCGCGCCCAUCGUUGCCGGCUACAUCAUCGAGGGAAGGCCAACGCAGGCGCAAUGGAGGAUAGUGUUCUACAUAGCGGGCGGCGUGUACAUAUUCUGCGCGUCGUUCUACAACAUCUUCGGCUCCGGCCGCAGACAGGAGUGGGACAACCCCGCGGAGGACGAGGCGCUGGCGAAGAAGGCCGCCGCGAAGAAGGUGGAGAAGAUGGAGAAGAAGGCGGCGAAGAACCCCAACGUGGCAGAGACCGCCCAC